Neoarius graeffei (lesser salmon catfish) is the source of this 1737-nucleotide messenger RNA. RefSeq names its product PCI domain containing 2 (gene pcid2). Lineage: Eukaryota; Metazoa; Chordata; Actinopteri; Siluriformes; Ariidae. Gene Ontology annotation, biological process: transcription elongation by RNA polymerase II; poly(A)+ mRNA export from nucleus; post-transcriptional tethering of RNA polymerase II gene DNA at nuclear periphery. The record is from RefSeq and is a predicted model, not a curated record. Gene Ontology annotation, molecular function: double-stranded DNA binding; RNA binding. The coding region runs from base 127 to 1326 and encodes 399 amino acids. The transcript has 15 exons. Gene Ontology annotation, cellular component: transcription export complex 2.
UUUUCAGCUAGCGAUGGUAAACAGGAAGUGCUUCUCUGAUGGUAUCCGGGUGAAUUUAAACGCUCGUGCACGCUUAGCUUCUCAGAACCUGAUGUGACCGUGUACAGAUUGAAUCCCAAGAUCAGAAUGGCUCACAUCACGAUCAAUCAAUAUCUCCAGCAGAUCCAGGAGGCCAUUGACAACAGAGAAGGCAUUUUCUCUGCAGAGCUGCUGUCUUUCAAACACCCACAUGUAGCCAAUCCUCGACUACAGUUAUCCAGUCCGGAGGAUAAAUGUCAGCAGGUGCUGGAGCCUCCUUACGAUGAGAUGGUUGCUGCACAUCUGAGAUGCACUUAUGCUGUGGCAAACCAUGACUUUGUGGAGGCAUACAAAUGUCAGACAGUGGUGGUGCAAUCGUUCCUGAAAGCUUUUCAAGCUCAUAAAGAAGAAAACUGGGCUUUACCUCUGAUGUUUGCUGUUACACUUGAUCUGCGAAUAUUUGCCAACAACGCGGAGCAGCAGUUACAGAAGAAGGGCAAGGGAAAGGUCGGAGACAUGCUGGAGAAGGCAGCAGAGCAGCUCAUGGGCUGCUUCCGAGUGUGUGCCAGCGACAAUCGUGCAGGUAUUGAUGACUCCAAGAAGUGGGGGAUGUUGUUUCUCGUCAAUCAGCUGUUCAAGAUUUAUUUUAAGAUCAAUAAGUUGCAUCUGUGUAAGCCUCUUAUCCGGGCCAUUGACAGCUCCAACCUGAAGGAUGAUUACAGCAUGGCGCAGCGAGUUACCUACAAGUACUACGUGGGCCGCAAAGCAAUGUUCGACAGUGACUUUAAACUGGCGGAAGAAUACUUGUCCUUCUCCUUCCAGCACAGCCAUCGCUCCUGCCAGAGGAACAAGCGUCUCAUUCUCAUCUACCUGCUGCCUGUUAAGAUGUUGCUAGGCCACAUGCCAACAAACCAGCUCCUUAAGAAGUACGAUCUCAUGCAGUUUGCGGAUGUCACUAAGGCCGUGAGUGAGGGCAACCUUUUGUUGUUGAACGAGGCUCUCGUCAAACACGAGACCUUCUUCAUCCGCUGUGGGAUCUUCCUCAUCCUCGAGAAACUGAAAAUCAUCACCUACAGGAACCUUUUCAAGAAAGUGUAUCAUUUGCUAAAGACUCACCAACUUCCUCUAGAUGCAUUCCUGGUUGCACUGAAAAUGAUGCAGGUGGAGGAUGUGGACAUUGAUGAGGUUCAGUGCAUCCUGGCCAAUCUCAUAUACAUGGGUCACAUCAAAGGCUAUAUUUCACACCAGCACCAGAAGUUGGUUGUCAGUAAGCAAAACCCAUUCCCACCCUUAUCCUCUGUAUCUUAGACUACAGCUGCCAUAAAGGAUCUGCCAAACUACAACCUCCUCCAUACUGACUCCUGCUGUAGUCCUGUGAUUUACGGAAUUAGUUGUACAGUAGUUCCAGAUUGGAAAGUGUCUCCACAAAGUAUAAUUCUUGGCCAGCGAUAAAGUAAGCAAAAUUUUUGAUUGAGUUUUAAAUCCUCACAUUUAAUGGAUUUUUCAGCAGUAGUUUAUUGAAAAAAUAAAAUCGAUAAGACGAAGAGCUGUGCUGAUUAAAUGUCAGAAUGCACUUCCUGUUUAAUCUGAACAUGAUGUUUUUGGUAGUGAAACAUCUGGCGUUCCGUGGCGCACCUCAGCACUGUAGUUUCUCAGUUUUGUAUUAUAUUCAAUUAUUGUUUUUAUUUUUUGUGUAAAAUAAACUGUUUUUGUACAAUU